GUCGUCGUGACGGCCGCGAGCGCGCCGCCCGCCGCCCGCCGCCGCGCCUGCCAUAAAUCAUCCCGCGCGGCGACUGUGCAAGAAUUUGUGAGCGUCUAUACUGUAGCAUGCAUGCAUAUGCAGCAGCAGCACACUCUGACUCAAAUUGCACCAGCAGCAAAACGCAAGACCGCGGUCGCCGCGCGCGCACGAGCACGAAAUUCGAACUCUCGAUGAGCGCAAAGACGCGCAGCGCAGCUAGCAGAUUCGUGCAAGAGGCCAAGGCGGGCGCGGUGGCAGUGGCAUUGGCAGUGGCAGUGGCAGUGGCAGUGGCAGUGGCACCAGCCAUACUCCGGUGAUGGGAAGCUAGCUAUAGGCUGGCAGCGGGCCAUGUCCACCCUACGGUCAAGUCACGGUUGUGAUCGACAUCGCUCGUCCCCAAAGCGCCAGCAAGUGCACCUUUCUCAUCCUACUGCUCUGCGGAACUUUUACAACUCAUUGCCCAGCAUGGCUGCUCAACUCCAAGUCAUCCAGCAAAAGGCUGAGUACUUUGUCUCCCAGGUUGACAAAGAGCUCUCCAAGUACCCCCAGCUCGUCAGGCUCGAGCAAACUGUGCCCGUGCCCAAGGCUUACGCUGCCAUUGGUGGCUUCGGUCUGUUCACUUUGGUGCGUAAGCGCAAGGUGCUUUCGGGUCGCCGUCCCCAACAGACUCACAUCCUUGUACUCUGUCAUUUGUCCCGUCUACAGUUUGUGUUCUUUAACAUCUUCGCCGGCUUCUUGACCAACUUGGUUGGCUUCGUCCUUCCCGCCUACUUCUCAAUGAAGGCUUUGGAGUCCCCUCAGCCUCAGGAUGAUGUUCAGUGGCUCACUUACUGGGUCGUCUUCGGCUUCUUCAACUUCAUCGAGUCUUUCGUUGACUUGAUUCUCUACGCACUUCGCAUUGCCAACUCCCAAUCUUGCGUCAUACAGUGGUUCCCCUUUUACUACACCUUCAAGACCUUUGCUAUUGUCUGGCUCAUGCUGCCUCAGACACAGGGAGCCAAGUUGAUCUACCACCGCGCCUUGCGUCCCCUCCUCGCGCAGACUGGCUCACGCUCCGCCGCUGCACCAGUAGCGCCCACUGCUGCUGACGUCAACUAAAUCUGACGCACGCGGCUGCGAAUGUAGAGCAACUCGAGAUGCAUUGCCCUGCGUUCUCACCCGCUUCCUUCUGAACCCGAUGCCACGUCAUCUCUCGCGACCUCGACCUGAACAACACCAAAUCCCCCUUCCGACUCAAUUUCUCUUUCCGUCGAGAGAAGUCGCUGCGCUUUCUACGUGUUGGGCAUUCCAUCGUAAAUGCGCUCCUGGUUUCUCUUUUGGCCAUUCUCAUCCACGUCUUGUCCCCUCAACCCCGCCUGCUCGUCCCCCCCUUUCCAUU
Messenger RNA from Ceraceosorus guamensis, 1399 nucleotides. RefSeq lists its product as hypothetical. Bases 370 to 1119 code for a protein of 249 amino acids. NCBI's taxonomy places the organism in Eukaryota, Fungi, Basidiomycota, Exobasidiomycetes, Ceraceosorales, Ceraceosoraceae. The record is from RefSeq and is a predicted model, not a curated record. The transcript has 11 exons.